AUGCGGUGCUGGGCGCUGACAUGGCUCUCGACCGUGAUAUCGUUGAUAUCGAUAUGGCCAGGAGUCCUGGCGUAUAUCCCACUGUCCGAUGAAACCCUUCAACGUGGUCUCCCCCGACCGGAUACCAGCGAUUUUGAUAUACACACUGGGAAUCUCCUGGCGCCGAUCCUGAUACCUCGAGUGCCUGGUACCGAUGGUUCCAAAAAGGUCCUCCGACAUUUCGUCGAUUUCUUCCACACCUUCUUGCCGGAGUGGUCCUUGACUUUCCAAAAUUCGACCUCGAAGACUCCCACCCACGGAGACACCGAGGUGCCCUUUGUGAACCUGAUUGCCAGUCGAGACCCCCCGUGGUCGCAGUCCGGCGAUGUCGGUCGCUUGACCCUGGUAGCGCACUACGACUCAAAGUACCAGCCGGACGGAUUCAUUGGUGCAACGGAUUCCGCCGCACCAUGUGCCAUGAUCAUGCAUGCCAUCAGAUCCAUAGAUGCUGCUCUGGCGAAGAAGUGGGCGACGAUGCAAGAGCAAGGGUUCACGGAUCCUGACUUCGAGGAGCAAAAGGGGAUACAGGUGCUGUUUCUCGACGGCGAGGAGGCCUUUUUCAGCUGGUCAGAUACCGACAGUAUAUACGGAGCAAGAUCGCUAGCCGAAGAGUGGGAGCACACCAUGCACCCUGCCAUGAGUAUCUACAAAAGUUACCUCGAUUCUAUCGAGUUGUUUGUUCUCCUCGACCUUCUUGGCUCCCCAGAAGACCUUCCGAUCCCUUCCUGGCAGCAUACGUCCCAUUGGUCGUAUGUGAAAAUGGCCGAAGCCGAGCAACGACUGCGCAAACUGGGCCUGUUCAGAAGUAACCCAUCGCACACUUGGCUGCCGGAAAAGGACAAAAAGGAGACCGAUAGAUUCAACAGCUAUGUCAUGCAAGACGACCAUAUCCCUUUCAUUGCCAGAGGCGUGCAAGUUUUGCAUCUCAUCCCUGGCCGUUUUCCUUCCGUCUGGCAUACGAUGAGGGACGACGGCGAGCAUCUAGACAUUCCCACCGUCGAAGACUGGGCGCUUCUGACUGCCGUGUUUGCGGCCGAAUAUAUGGAACUGGAGGGAUUCUUCGAGGUCUCGGCGGCAGCGAACCCUGUCAAGAGACGUGACGGUCUUACAAGUAAGGAUGAAUUAUAG
Messenger RNA from Fonsecaea erecta, 1167 nucleotides. RefSeq lists its product as hypothetical. The coding region runs from base 1 to 1167 and encodes 388 amino acids. The record is from RefSeq and is a predicted model, not a curated record. Gene Ontology annotation, molecular function: zinc ion binding; glutaminyl-peptide cyclotransferase activity. The transcript has a single exon. Lineage: Eukaryota; Fungi; Ascomycota; Eurotiomycetes; Chaetothyriales; Herpotrichiellaceae.